This is a messenger RNA of Zea mays, 943 nucleotides long. RefSeq lists its product as uncharacterized. Bases 248 to 943 code for a protein of 231 amino acids. NCBI's taxonomy places the organism in Eukaryota, Viridiplantae, Streptophyta, Magnoliopsida, Poales, Poaceae. Gene Ontology annotation, molecular function: deSUMOylase activity. Gene Ontology annotation, cellular component: nucleus. The transcript has 4 exons. The record is from RefSeq and is a predicted model, not a curated record. Gene Ontology annotation, biological process: protein desumoylation; proteolysis.
GUAUCAAAUAAUACAUAGUAACAAUGAUUAUAGGUUUUUGUCUCCUGUGGAUGGAAUCUAAAGAGGAAAAUGUUGCACUUACAAUCAUCCAAAGAGAUAAUACAUUAUCUAUAGAUGAAUCUCUACUAAUGUCCUUGUCUCAUAACAAGCCAAAAAAAUCGGUGACUACUACAAUAGUUUCGAAAGGUAUGAUAACUUUCAUACUACCGUAUGGAUCAAUUUGUAUUGUUUUUAUUGCAAGUGAUUUAUGUUUGAUCUCAUGACUGUUUCGUUCGUAGAUUAUAUUUGCACGCAGGGUGAUCUUGCACUCAUCGAUUGGAUUAAAGAAAUCCCUUGUGAACCAAGGGUAGAAGUCGUGUUUAUUGAUGAUGCUUUUGUGGAAAGGAAGUGGAUGGAAUGCCUAUUUCAACCGGACGCAUAUCUAGGUGAUGAGGUGAUAGACUGUUACAUAAAUUUAAUAAAAGCUCAAGAGCAUCUAAAAUGCCGAUCUGGAGGUCGUGUACACAUAGAAAAUGCUUUUCAGUUCAACUUUCUAAAGCGAGACGGUGAUGUUGAAACUAAAACAGAUGAGUUAUAUCCAAGUAAAGACAUGGCACAAAUAUCUAGCGCUGAAAGAAGGGUUUUACUUUAUCUAGACCAUGACAUGGUGUUUAUUCCAAUAAAUAUCCGAGAAAUGCACUGGUAUCUUGCCGUGAUCAAUGCAAGAAAUAUGGAGAUACAAGUGCUCGACUCACUUGGUACAUCAUCCGGUCGCAAUGACCUCAUUGACACUGUGAGUUUAUACAAACUCAACAAUUACGAAUCCAUUAUUAACUUAAAAUCUCAACUUCUAAUUCUAUGUUUUUAUAAUAAUAUAAAGAUAAAAGGACUCCAAAGACAAAUUGAUAUGCUCCUCGUGUGGCCUCUUUCUACUAAACUAUAUCGAAUACUGGACAGGGGAUGA